GGAUGAGAGAGAAACUCACAACUCAAGAAAAUAAGACAGAGUACCAGAGUAGCUUUGAAGCCAUCAUCCGUUUCCUUUGAAUAUAAACAUGGGCCGGCGACGGGGCCCCCGACUUCGGUCGACACUGCUGCUCACCUUCGCAGCGUCAACAACUGCGGACAAGAAGGAGUUACGACAUAAUAUUCAGUUUUCCAUUUCCGACAAAUAUUAAUUCCAUUUUUUUCUCACGUUUCAUUACAUGAUGCACGACAUGUAACAUCCCCAUAAAUCUGACCCCUAUGCAUUCCUACUUUCAUCCCCCGACGGAAAAAGUGCCUCAUCCCCCUAUUGCCCCUAUCCCUUUCAUUCGCCGACGCCAAAAGUACCUGGUGUCACGGCGAGCAGAAGGAGGCUAGGAGGUGCAACGUAGACGAGCCCUGUGAUGACGCCCCAGUGCAGAAGGAUUGCGAAUGGGACCACUGGAGUCCGUGGGAGCCAGAGGAAUGUCCGUGUAAUUAAGGGUCAUGAAGACCUUAGUUAUUCUGAAGACCACAAAUGGUUGGUUCUACUUCUACCCUAUUCCUUCUCGUGAUCCUUCUGAUUGCUCAGAGAGUGAACUACCAUCUUGAGCUCUUCUUCUAAUGUCUUGGCUUACAAGAACGGCAUCGGGAGAUAGCGCAACACAACUCUCCAAGGGGUAAGGCAUGUGAGGGCGUGAAAACCGAGACGAGGGAAUGUGGAACACCAGAAUGCGUACCGGAUGCGGUGGAUUGUGUACUAUUUGACUGAUCCUGAUGUUAGUUUACCUCCUCCUACCCUUGCAUGCUGGAAAUGGAAUGAUGAUAGGAUAAAAAUUGUUUCUUGUUCAGGUGCGAAACUUGACUCCUUGAGCAAGAGUUGACUGCUGAAAAAUCAACUGACAUGUCCCUACAAUUCUUUGCACCUCACAGGUCUUCGACGACUGGUCAGACUGGGGAAAGUGUGACCAACUUUGCGAUGGCGGUAUCCAAAAGCGGUCACGGGGGAUAAAAACAGCGGUGGCGAAUGCAGGGAAGCCGUGUAGUGGUGAUAUGUCUGAAAUUCGAGCUUGCAACACAGAUCCAUGUCAUUUAUGGAUGGAUAUGGAGAAAGAUAAACGUAGAGCGAGAGCGAAGUACUGUCGAUUUGUAGAACAAGAAAUGUUAACACACUUGGAACUUAUAAUCUACACAACAACUACUCCUUUUUCUAAUUGUCCCUCCUGUCGACUGUGAAUUAGAACAGUGGGGCUCCUGGUCAGAGUGCUCACACUCUUGUGACGGAGGGCAGAUGGAACGAACACGGAAAGUCGAUAUUCCACCAAUGUACGGUGGAAAACCAUGUGCAGGAGAUCUAGUAGAGAUCAAAGGCUGCAACGAGCAACCAUGUGGCAAAGGCAUCGACUGCGUAUGGGAAGAUUGGGGAAAAUGGGGUAGUUGCUCAAAAACGUGCGGUGGAGGAGAGAAAGAGAGGAGUAGAUUGAUUAAGGUACUAUGAGAUACAACCACGUAUAUUUAUAAGUUAUUGUAGGACAAUGUUUAUGUUAACCCUUCAUCCUCUUUUUCUUCCAUCCUCUUGACCCAUCAUCACUAUGUCUCCCCCCCACAUUCCAGACCGCUCCUCGAUUUGGCGGCCAGCUUUGUGCUGCGGAGGAUAUGCAGGAGGUUGCAGCUUGUAAUGAACAAGCUUGUGAAAAACCUAUAGACUGCGAGAUGGGUGAUUGGGCUGAGUGGUCUGCUUGCUCUAGUUAAGGACGAGGUCUUUUUUAGUGUUAAUCCAUCUUGAAGACAUUGAGACGCGGCAGGAAUUUUCUUGCAUCCGCUAUCCCGUAAGGAUAACGAGAAAUAUCCGUAGCUAACGCUAAGACGGUCCUCCUCCUCAAUAAUAUGGAUUAUGGUCGUGUGAACCUGAACUCCUCUAAUCCAGUACUUGCAACGGAAUCAAGACAAGGGAUCGGCAGAUCAAGACCUAUCCAGAUCAUGAUGGAAAAGCCUGUGAAGGAGGUUUGAAGGAGGUGCAAAGCUGUUUAGGAGAUCAAGAGACGUGUAAUCCAGAGUUUGUGCCCAAGGAACCAGUGCAGUGCGAAUUAAGCGAGUGGAGCAACUGGACUGAAUGCAGUAAGAGUUGUGGUAUGGCACUACAUCUUCAGUUUCAGUUUCUCUGAUUUGAUGAAUUUACAGUUUUUGUAAGUAGUAGAAGCUUCUUUUUGAGGCUUUGAAUAAUAAUUCAAAUUUGAAUUUCAUAGUACCUCGGUGUAAAAAUGGCUUCUUUCUAAUCCCUGUGGCGGUACCCGAGAAAAGAGUCGCAAGAUCGUGAAAUAUCCGCUGCAUGGGGGUGACGGUUGCGAUGGAGCGUUGACGGUCAUCGAUAGCUGUAACGAAGAGAAAUGUAAACCGAAGUUAAGAAGAGAAAAUAGCCACUGAUGAGCGUGUUUCUGUAUGAAGCAGCCAACCAGGGUUAGAUCCCUUUCAAUAAUCUCAGUCUGUCAUAUGUAUUUUUCCUGAUGAUCAUCUCCAAACGUAGUAAGUACGUGACCACCUUUCCUUGAUGCAACAUAUCAUGCUCUCUUCAUUUCCCAAAGUGAUCGAGCCCAUUGAUUGCCGAUGGAGCGAGUGGGACGAGUGGAGCGGGUGCUCUACAUCUUGCGGUGGCGGUGAGAAGUCACGACAAAGACAGGUCGAGUUGAUGCCAAACUCUGUCGGAAGACCAUGCGAAGCGAAAGAUAAUGUGGAGGUAUAUCAUCAGGAAAAAUAUAUAUGCCAAUAUUUAUUGUUGACAUUCUUUUGAUGGACCGAGAAGCAGACUACUCUAGUACCUAUAAGUUGUAUACCUCCUGGUGUAGUAGUCACUUUGAUGAAAAUCGACGAGAACCGACUUGGACUUCCAUUUGAACGAUGCAGAUUAUAUAUAAAUAUAUACUUUUCCGGUUCCGUCCUCUCACCCUCUCAGGUAGCUUCCUGCAACACCGAGAGCUGUAGCGCCACUGCAUGUGUGUGGGGAAACUGGUCUGCUUGGGGAGCCUGCACGUGCACAGGUCUGCAGGAAAGGCAUCGGGUUAUCCAAAAACAUGCUACGGAAGGCGGACCACCAUGCGAGGGACCGAAGAUUGAGACGAAGACUUGUAUCUAUUGAGCUCUUGCAUGGUUGAUUUUGAAAAGUAAAGUACUACUAUGAUGAAACAAUACCAAAAACAAAUAGAAAUUGAAGCAACAAGAACAUCAUUACUAAUGACACUUCUAUUCUAACAACUCCAUCAUGAUGAGGAUCCAUAACCAAACAAAGGUCACCCAGAAUGCGAACACCCUCCACGUGACUGCGUGCUUUCAGAAUGGGAUAGUUGGGGAGCUUGUAGCACAACAUGCGGUCCAGGACAGAUGUUCCGAGAUCGAAAAGUCCUGCAAAAAGGUGCCAAUGGAGGGAAGCCGUGUGAGGGAAAUCUGAAUUACGAUACAACAACAAGUUACAGAUAGUAAGAGGUACUAGAAGUAGUACGAGAACAACAUCAGGAUGAUUCUCUGAGUCUGAAGAUCAGGAAUCCGAACGAAUUGUACCUCUAUCUCUAACGUGAAGAAGUCGCUGACUGCUACGAACUCAAGACCUGUCCGAAAGCACCGUCAUCGAGGGAUUGCGAAUUAGGCGCUUGGUCCCAGUGGAGUGCUUGUACUGCUGAAUGCAACGGUGGUCAAAAAUACAGACAUCGGGACAUCGUAGUCUAUCCUAGUGCUGACGGGAAGCGGUGCGACGAUUUCCAAUUAGCGGAAACGAAAGCCUGUAAUACGGAGAAAUGCUCGGUGCAGGUGGAUUGUGUACUUUAAGAUGUUUACUGGGUCUUCUUGUGGACACUGACACAGACACAGACACUUGAACCACAGGAGUAAACAAAACAACUGGCGUCCCAUUGUUUUCUUCUCUUUGCUACCCUUUUUUCCAUUGCAGCUUUUCCCGAAAAGAGAAAAAAGAAACACCUUUUCUAUUCUUGGUAGAGAGGCAUUUAAUGCCUCCAUUCCAGCAUUCUUCCCCUUGAAACUACCAAAAACAGAAAUGGGGCGAUUGGAGUUCGUGGGGUGACUGCUCCAAGACGUGUGGCGGCGGACACAAAGAACGCACGCGAACCGUUCUCCAGAGUCCUCGGUACGGCGGCAAACCUUGCGACGCCAAGGUCACAGCAGAAGUAGAACCAUGCAACACUGAGGAGUGUCCUGGAGCCAUCCACUGCAUCGACGCACAGUGGAGUGAGUGGACGUCAUGGUCACUGUGCUCGGCUAGCUGCGGAGACGGGUUUAGGUUCCGAAGUAGGGAAAUCGCAGUGGCAGCGAAUAGCUGUGGUAUUCAGAACCUUAUAGAUACAUAGAAGAAGUAGAACCUUUUUUACGAGUACGGACUCUAGUACUCGUGCUGGUGGAACAAGGCGAAGGAAUACAACAGGAAAAAUAGUGUUUAGGUUUAGAUGCAAAAAGUGUUUAUCAGGUUGAGUGACGCAAAUAAAUUAGGUUUUGUUUUGUUUUCAGGUGAUACUCUCAGUUACCCCCUUCCGAACAUGAAGAUCUCCGUACUCAAAUGAAUGCAGGUAAGCCCCUCGCCGGUCUCGGACAGGAGUAUGAAGCAUGCAAUCGGGGUGCGUGCUUUGUCGAUGUUAAGGACUGUACGUUUAGUGAAUGGGGCAGCUGGGGAGACUGCAGCUGUCCUUGCAACGGCGUGAAGGAACGCACACGAAGAAUCGAGACCUAUCCAGACAAUGGUGGCAAAGGAUGCGAUGGAAGCUUGAAAGAAGUAUUUCUUUUGCUACGUACUCGUUGGUAGCGUUUGGGUAAGUUUAGGUCGUGCUACCAAGAACUGGAACUCAAAAUUCAUUUCAUGAAAACAACGUAGUUCUGCUUUUCAAUCAUUAGAACAUUCUCUCUUUUACCAUCACUGCAUAUACGAGCACUACAUCCCCUUCCAACAUCAAACCGCUACAACUCACAUCCCCUUCAUCCAACACGACAGAUCGUCGCAUGCAAUGAGAAGGUCUGUCCGCAGUUCCAAUCCGUAGACUGUAAGCUGUCAGAAUGGUCAGACUGGUCUGGAUGUUCUUCGAAAUGUGGUGGCGGUUUCAAGACACGCAAUCGCGAUAUCCGAGUACAUCCUAGAAACGGUGGCAAGCCAUGCACUGCGUCUUUAGAAGACGUCGCUGAGUGCAAUUACCAAGAGUGUGAUUAUAGUGGUAUGCGAUGGGUUUGGCUUGUUUCUACUUGAUGUACUAGAGCAGUGGAAUGUUUCUUGUUCUCUUUGAUGUAAGUAAGUAGUAGUUUCCACUGAUGGCUCGACAAGUACUAGCACUGGUUGAAAUUAAGUUUUGUUCCUCCCAUCUACUCCUCUCGUCUUCAUCUCCUUCGACUGCGAGCUCGGUGAGUGGGAUAAUUGGGGCAGCUGUUCCACUGCCUGCGGUGGCGGAGAACAGUUUAGGUAUAGAACGGUUAUCCAAAUGCCUAAGAAAGGCGGCUUACCAUGUGAACGAUCGGAUACUAGUGAGAUGCGCGCCUGCAAUGAGCAACCGUGCGGCUCGUUGACCUAUUGUAGCUGGCAGGAGUGGGGCUCAUGGUCAAAUUGCUCAACGAGCUGUGGAACAGGUAUUUUCACUCAAACUCCUGUCGCAGCUGCAAUCUCACUUCUGAGAGAGUCGAUCUAUUCUCAGGUUCAGCUGAAGCAACCUCCUUUGAAUAUAAUCGUCUCUCUUGUCUCCAUUUUCUAUCAAUCCCAUCUUCAGCUAAGUCUCUCUUGUUUAGUUUUUAUCGAAAUCGUUUCUAUAAUACUUACAUAAAGUCUCUUGUUCCUCUUCUUGUUCCUAUCAACAUGUAGUAUCCAAAUCCAUUCGACUAAGAAAAUCCAAAUCCCUACUUCUUCAGGGGAGCAAUGGCGUCGCCGCUCUCUGCAGAUAGUGCAGCACGUCCGAGACGGCGAAGAGGUGAUGGCAACUACCGUAUUAGACGAAGUACUACAGCGAAUCUCUAGCGGAUUUGCCCUCUCGCAUGUGGCGUUUACUUUCUUCUUAAGGCUUUCCCCAUCUGCACUGUAUAUAUAAGUCAUGAAGAUCAAUCUGGAAAAAUGACAUCCAUCGGUCUGUGGUCCUCCUUGAUUCUCCUUCUCUAGAGCGGAGAAAACAUCAAGCCAAAGAUCAAGCUUCAAGCUAAGCAACAUGAAACAGAACUUCUUUCAGCAACCUCAACCUCAACGUCUAAUCUUUUUAGGCUUUUUGUCGAGUUUGGCAUUUAUCGCAGUCACAUACCGUUUGAGGCUCAGCAGGGAUGAAUAUGACGCACUAGCAAUGGCGGGACGUGGAGGAGACCUGGAUGGCGGUGCUUUCUCGAUGGGUAGUGUGGUGGAGUAAGUUAAGGCUCAGCUUUCAAUGGUCACCAUUGAGAUUGGGGUCACUGAGAUCGAAGAGGCGACCCCUUGAGAGAACAGGGGAAAACGAAAGGAAAGGGGAGAGCUUUGAAGGGGGUCCCUUCCGUUCAGAGUCAUGAUGACCCCUGAAGGCUGAGCUUUAAGUAAGGUUUGUCGCAAGUGGAGACUUUAUUACGUCGGAAAUUAAAGAGAAUUAGAAAUGAAUCCAUUAAAUAAUGUAUUUAUUGGUGUCAGAGGAGCGAGAAAGCUUCAGCUUGGAAUUUUUAAGUUCUUUCUUUUUUACAUGAUGAAAUAUAAUUGAUGGUGGUGACUGUAAUAUGUCUUUCGAACACGAGAUGAGAAUUUGUUUGGAUUUCGAUUCGUACGCUUGAUUGAUAUUUUGAGUGACGUGAUGGCGUUUUCGUUCUUGGUUUCGUUUUUUCUGUGUCUUGAUCGGUCUAUUCUGUGUUGCUCUUACCUCGGUCCUCCUCGUGGCUGCUUCCUAUUGGUUCCGUUGCCCUUGCCUUUUCCGCCCAACCUUCCUCCCUCCGUCGUGUUUCUGUUCCUCUUGUUCUUGACCGUGACUUUCGUACCGAGAAGUUUCACUGAGCAUGCACCCAUGUAUGUCUCUUCUCAUGCCUGGUACUGCUGUCAGCGAGCACCGAGUUUCUUUGCACUUUCCUGCUCUCGGACUGCAUGGGCUGUAGGUCUUUUUUGCGUCCUGUUUUGUUCUGUUCGUUCUGGUUUUGGUGUUUUGUCGUUCGUCGUUGCCUUUGGCUGUCUCUCUUUUUCAAUCUAAAAAACGGGCUAGGAAAGGGUUGUUGGGCUUGAGUUAGUAUUUCUGAAAGCUUCAUCUGGAUCUAAUGGUAGUAGUGGCUGCGUCUGCGGCAAUUGUCGUUAUGUUUUUUAAGAGCGCUCCCGCUCGCUUUGUAGCGGGACGUAUAGGUGCGUGGUACAACGUUUUGCAGGUAGAUUUUGCAAUACUUAGUCUAAUUUAUUAGAGGAGCAUGCGAAACAAAAUAGAAUUUAUAAAUAUUUAGAACUUAUUGAAAAUUAAAUACUACGACCACAGCCGCACGGCGUCGUGGCCGUCGAAGUCAGAAAGAAUACAGGAAGAUCUUUCAUAAAUCAUGUACUUAGUUUUUUACAAACCGUUCGUGUUUUUAUGGUCUUGUUGUACGUAGCGGCAGGCGACGUAGGCUAAGAUCUUAAAUUUACGAGCCAGCGAGCAGUCGUUUUCUUAUGUUGCUGGUUCAUUUUCAUCACAAUAAGGAUUUUCAGCAUCAGCAUUCUCGUUGUGAGAAUCUAAAUCUGUAACCUGAAUCACCUGUACUACUGUAGUGGUGAUUAAAUUUUCCUCGCCUGUUUUUGUCUAAACAAAUAGACGAAGGCGCAUUAAAGAACCUAAGAAGGAGGGCCGCUCUACUAGCUCUGGUUGUAGUACCUCCACCUCGAGACACCCAAGCAAGGUAAAGAUACACGACUUAUUCUUACUGGAGGACCGACUACUUAGAUGAACACUGAUAGACACGAUGAAUCCGUCCUUCUAGUCGUUUGGGAAUGUGAACCAGUGAGUAGACAUGAGCCAUUAGGUCGCGUAGAAACAAAUUCAUGGUAAG
Amoebophrya sp. A25 is the source of this 7979-nucleotide messenger RNA. The record is from the annotation of a GenBank genome assembly. Lineage: Eukaryota; Dinophyceae; Syndiniales; Amoebophryaceae.